AUGAAAACAACAAAUAAACGAAAAUUAGAGAAAUAUUAAUAUUUUCUUUAAGUAACCUUAAAAAUCGAAACUUAGUUAAAGAAAUCGCUAAAUACAAUGAAAACUAAACAAAAAAACUAAUAUAAACGAUAUCUGUGAAUAAAAUCUACCUAAACUUUAGAAUGAUUUCAUCUGAGAGAAGCCUUCAACUUAGUAAAAGCUUUAAUUUUCGAAUAUUUAACAUAAUAAUUAUGAAAAAUUGGUUUAACUUUAAUUAAGAAUUUACGUUAAUUAGAGGAAUUUGACAAUUAUGAAAGAUAUAUGAAAGAAAGUUGUUUUGUUCCUUG
Molecule: messenger RNA, 326 nt
Organism: Paramecium sonneborni
Lineage: Eukaryota; Ciliophora; Oligohymenophorea; Peniculida; Parameciidae
Source: the annotation of a GenBank genome assembly